Orussus abietinus is the source of this 1979-nucleotide messenger RNA. RefSeq names its product arylsulfatase B. Lineage: Eukaryota; Metazoa; Arthropoda; Insecta; Hymenoptera; Orussidae. The record is from RefSeq and is a predicted model, not a curated record. The transcript is spliced from 8 exons. The coding region runs from base 90 to 1733 and encodes 547 amino acids.
UCGGCAGAGCCUCGCGAGAUGGUCGAACUGCUUCGGGGUCGACAAUGACAUAGUCCGUGCCGAAGAAGAAGAAGAAGUUGGUCUCCAAAAUGGCGCCGGUCGCCAGGACGAGGACCAGAGUCCUUUGGUUCCCGCUGAUCCUUCUUCUGGCGGCGCACUUGGUCCUGGCACAGCAGCCGCACAUCGUGUUCAUAAUGGCCGACGAUUUGGGAUGGAACGACGUGGGAUUUCACGGAUCCAUCCAAAUUCCGACACCAAACAUCGACGCUCUCGCAUAUUCGGGACUUAUCUUAGAUCGAUACUAUGUCGCUCCAAUUUGCACUCCAUCCAGAAGUGCAAUGAUGACUGGGAAACAUCCCAUUCACACAGGAAUGCAGCACGAGGUCCUUAAGGGUGCCGAGCCUAGAGGACUCCCCUUGGAAGAGAAGCUCCUUCCACAGUAUCUCCAGGACCUUGGAUACAGUACACACAUUGUAGGAAAAUGGCAUUUGGGCUUCUACAAGAAGGAAUAUACUCCUACUUACAGAGGCUUUGAGUCACACCUUGGAUAUUGGACCGGUCAUCAGGACUACUUCGAUCACACCGCUGUGGAGACACCAUACUGGGGCCUUGACAUGAGAAGGGACCUUGCCCCAGCCUGGGACCUUCAUGGACAAUAUUCCACGGACGUUUUCACUAAAGUGGCAGUAUCCUUGAUCGAAAAGUACAAUACCAAUAAACCGCUUUUCCUCUACCUUGCACACGCUGCGGUCCAUUCCGGAAAUCCGUACAAUCCGCUUCCGGCGCCUGAAGAGGAGGUCGCCAAGUUCAGCUCGAUAUCGGACUACAAAAGAAGACGGUUUGCUGCCAUGCUGAGCAAAUUGGACCAAUCUGUGGGAAACGUGGUUGAAGCUUUGCGCAAGAAAGACAUGUUGAAAAACAGUAUUAUCAUUUUUUCAACCGACAAUGGUGGCCCGGCUGCAGGAUUCAAUUUGAACGCUGCUUCGAACUGGCCUUUGAGAGGUGUUAAAAAUACACUUUGGGAAGGAGGGGUCAGAGGCGCUGGUCUUAUCUGGACCCCUAAGAUAUCAAAUCCUGGCAGAGUAGCCAAACAGAUAUUUGACGUUUCCGAUUGGCUGCCAACACUUUUGGCAGCGGCCGGAGGUGACACUUCGAAUCUCACCAUGGAUGGUCUUAAUCUAUGGGGUGCAUUAAAAGAUGACACGGAGUCACCUAGGCAAACGGUUCUGCACAACAUAGACGACCAGAUUGGAAAUGCUGCUAUCAGCACGAAUGGCUGGAAAUUAGUGCAGGGAUCUAGUUACAAUGGAUUUUGGGAUAGUUGGUAUGGACCGUCCGGGAGAGAAGGAGCGUACGACGUGGCUGCAGUAAUUGGAAGUUCAACUGGUCGGGCAAUUUCAAGUAUAGGAUUGGCUUUAACUCCAGAUAAGAUCAGGUCUCUUCGGGACCAGGUUACGAUUACGUGCCCUCCGAAAAAUGACAAUUUGCCGGAAUGUCAACCUAUGAAGGCUCCUUGCCUCUUCCACAUUUAUGAGGAUCCUUGUGAGAUGAACAAUCUUGCCGAAGAGAAUCCUGAUAUGUUGGCAAAGUUGCAAGGAGAAUUGAAACGGUGGAACUCCACAGCAGUUCGUCCAGGAAAUCUUCCCUGGGACUCUAAGGCAGAUCCGAAAUUGUGGGACCAUUUGUGGACGAAUUUCGGCGAUUUCACCGUCAUGGUGAAUGUAGCCGGAUGAAGAACUCCAAGUAAUUUCUGUCAAGUCUUGUACAGUCUUUAAUGAUCUUUGCAGUGGUGAAAUAUUUUAAAUAUCGACCCCGGGUCAGGGAGAGGAAGUAACAAUCUCACAACACAUUGCUGUGAAAGGUUCGAAAGUUUGAGAUGCCAGUUUGUACCAGGACAGAAUUUAUUAAUUUCUGUUACGUGUGUAAUUACCACCAGCAAAUGUCUUAGUCUUUUUCAUAAACUGCACAUUGUUAUAUUU